AAUUAUUUAUGAUUUUCGUCCAGCUUAAUGUCUGAAUGUUUAGCGAAUAGACUUUCUUACAUGUGUAGACUCCAUAUGGAGAAUCCUGGUGAAACACCUAGAUGUAGCACCUACAAAACUACCCAUAUUUGUUUUAAACUAUAUACAAACAGCAUAAUAUUUCUACUCUAUUUAUUCAGUAACGCUGCUGCGUUAAUUUGUUGUUAUUUGUUGUUUUUAUUCGAGUGUUCGUUUGUUUUAAUAUAAUUAUUUCCGUGUUUAUCCUUGUUUCUGGAGUGUGUGGGCACGAAAAUUCAGUUUGUACUUCUGACAUCACUCUCCAGGGUAUUUCCAGUAACAGUUCAUGUUAGACGGCAUUAGGUAUUGUGCAACUAUUGUAAAUAAAAAAAAAAAAAAAAGAAAGAAAGAAAUGAAGCGUAUUUAAUCACAGGUGACCUGUCCAUGCUGAUCACCCAAUGAAAUAGGAAAUGGACUUGAACUAGGCACCAGCGAUGCUGCCCGACUAAGCGGAUAUAUACACAACAGAUUAAUGGAUGCAUGUUAAAAUAAUGAAACGUAUAACUGUAGUUAUCAGUAAUGCUGUUUGGCAGGUCCGGAUGGCACCUGGUAAAUUUACCUUGCUCUCCCCAUUCUUAAACCAAACUUCUUUCUACUCUUUUACUAACCAGUGUUCAUCAGUUUUCAUCUCUGAAAUUGAUUUUUUAAAAUACAUUUUGUAGAUAUAAUGAUCAAAUCUAACCACAACUUUAAAAAAAGGUCAUUAUUUUCAGGAGACUAUAUUACCCCCUAGACCUGAACCUGAAGGUCUGAAAUGACUAUCAGUCACAAAACCACUUUUACGUACAGUGGACAAUUAGGAGACUAUAGUCAAUUACUUUUAUUCUUUAGUCAUUUGUGUGGAUAUGAAAUCUCUUCCUGGGGGGGGAAACAAAAGACCAAACUACAAAAAUACAGAAUGCGAAGGAUGAAAUGGUCAGCUCUUGCUUGUUGAAGACUGAUCAAGACUCUUACGUUUUUCUUUUCAGAUUGUUGAGGUGUCAACAUCAAGCUUGUAUUUUGUUUAAGUUGUGCACUGAUUUCUUGUUGACUGACAUGAGGACAGCUGAGGACUCCUCAGGAACCGUCUUGCACCGCCUCAUCCAGGAGCAGCUCCGCUAUGGGAACCUGACUGACACUCGCACUCUCCUGGCCAUCCAGCAGCAGGCCCUGCGUGGAGAGAGCAGCGGCGGGGGCACAGGCAGUCCCCGCUCCUCUUUGGAGAGCCUCACUCAAGAGGAAACCCAGUACAUGCAGAUGUCGACGCGGCAGGAGCCCCAAGGACAGGAGCACCAGGGGGACUGCCUGCCCUCCGAGAAUCCCAUGUGUCAUCUGUACCAGCUCCACAGGGAGGAGCUGCCGACCUACGAGGAGGCCAAAGCGCACUCGCAGUACCUGAUCUCUCGGAGGGAAAAGUCCGAGCAGGACGGCCCCGCCGCGGACGUGGUGGGAGUUCAAAGUGAGGGACAGUGGGAUGUGAAGCGGGAGCACGCUCGCUCCCUGAGCGAGAGGCUCAUGCAGGUCUCGCUGGAGAGAAAUGGACACAGAGACGCUUCGGCUCUGACCUCUUCCCACAGCUAUCCGCAGCUUUAUAGGAAUCUUGUUUUAAAUGCCGUGUUGCAUGACGGACAGGAGACCCAACAGGGUGCAGACCAGCGCGGCCCUCCUCCAGAUUAUCCCCUAUGUGCCCGAGUUCCUCAGUACAUGCUCAGCUAUUCACAGGAGCAUGUACAGUACCACAAAGACCCUCCUCCCCCGUUUUACUCACAGCACCACAGGUGUUAUGGUGAAUCACUCAUGUCUGCACUUUGCAGGUAUGUGUCUGCCCAAGCCCAGGUGGCUCAGAACAGCAUCCACGCAUCCUCCAACGGCAAUGACGUGUUGAUGAGGGAGAACGAGCAGCUCAGGAGAGAGCUGCAGCUGUACAUCCAGAAGGCUGCCAGGCUGCAGAAGUUGGAGCUUGAGAUCCAACAGAUCUCAGAGGCGUACGAGACCCUGAUGAGAGGCUCUGCUAAGCGGGAAGCCUUGGAGAAAACUCUGAGGACUAAACUGGAGGCAGAGAUUAAGAGGAUGCAUGAUUUUAACAGAGAUCUCAGAGAGCAACUUGGAGCAGCUAACAAGCACAGAGCGGCCGGUGAUGCUGAGUGCUCAGACCCAAGGCAGCACAUCUUCGUUAAACUCCUGGAGCAAAACGAAGAGCAGCAGCGGGAGCGCGAACAAUUGGAAAAGCAGAUUCAGCACCUGAGUGUGUCUGGUGAAGAGUGCCAGCGAAGAAGUGAACGGCUGGAGCAGGCGCUGACCUCAGCACAGAGCCGCAACCGGCAGCUGGAGGAGGAGCUGCACCGCAAGACGGCCUACAUGAAGAAAGUGGAGGGGCUGCAGAGCUCCCUCGCUCAGCUGCAGGCGGCGUGCGAGAAGAGGGAGGUCCUGGAGCUGCGGCUUCGCACCCGGCUGGAGCAGGAGCUGAAGAGCCUCAGGGCACAGCAGACAACCAACCUCACAGCAUCAGAGCUGAGCUCAUCCACGCUGCAGCAGGAGCUGAGGGAAAAAGAGGAGCGCAUCCUGGCUCUGGAGGCCGACAUCACCAAAUGGGAGCAGAAGUACCUGGAGGAGAGCACCAUGAGGCAGUUUGCCAUGGACGCAGCGGCCACGGCUGCAGCACAGAGGGAUACAACGAUCAUCAACCAUUCGCCCAGGAAUUCACCAAACAGCAGCUUCAACGAAGACCUCCCUUUAUCGAGCCACAGACACCAGGAGAUGGAGAACAGGAUCCGUGAACUUCACGCUCGGCUGCUGGAAAAGGACGCCGUGAUCAAAGUCCUGCAGCAGCGCUCCAGAUGGGAACAAGGCCGGCUAGAGAAUCAGGCGCUCCGUCAGGCCAGGUCCGUCCCCUCCAUCAACACCCUGACGUGUGGCGCUUUAACUAAAGGAAAGAGCCUCUCAGAUGACCAGACAGGUGCUGCCAUCUUGAAACCCCCGUCCUUCGUCGCGGCCAAGGCGCCGACCCAAGACUCCAGCACCCAGAGUGAUGAGGUCACACCGGGGCUGGACGUCACAGCAGAGAAGGACAGGUCACAAGUCAAUGGAGGGAUUCCAGCAGCUACGACCGGCGCCUCAGAGGAGCAGAAGGCCCCGCUCAAGAUGUUCAAGAGUUCAGACACCGAGGCGAUCGAAAUCCUCAUAUGAGCCGCGACUUGCCGCUCAACGAGACCGAACCCUGACCGAAAAGUUUUCAGGAAAAAGAAACAAAGUUCUCAGUGGAUGUGAGCUCUACUGAGCUUGUGCAGUCCAGAGCGUGGAAGUGUGAUUCAAGAGGAGAGCAGAGCUUUCCGUUCGGCUGUUUCUGCACAUUUCACGAGGGAACUUGGGGACGGGCGAUGUUGCACAAGGUACCUGGAAAGUAUUUUAGCGACGCAAAAGGAACUGGGCUGCUCAUAGUGCAUGGUGUUUGUCAUGAGUUGUGAAUUGUAUUUAUAUAUGUAAAUGCUGCUCCUUUUUGUCAUGUGACUGUUAUUUGGUUGUUUUUUCAUUAUUCUGUUUUUCUUGUUUUUGUUGUCUUAUCUUGACUUUACUGUAGCAUCCCCUGUAACCAUGCCCUCCGCCAGUAACGUCUAUUCAGAUUCGGAAGCUGUGUUUUGAGAGAUGGCUCCACAUUUAAAUGAGCAGAUGCCCCCUCUCUUCUAACCACGAUCCGGACCCUCAGUGGAGGAUUAAAAAACUUCCCCCUGAAUGCCAGAGCUCAUGAGAC
This is a messenger RNA of Gambusia affinis (western mosquitofish), 3784 nucleotides long. RefSeq names its product angiomotin like 2a (gene amotl2a). Lineage: Eukaryota; Metazoa; Chordata; Actinopteri; Cyprinodontiformes; Poeciliidae. Gene Ontology annotation, cellular component: cytoplasmic vesicle; bicellular tight junction; plasma membrane. The record is from RefSeq and is a predicted model, not a curated record. The transcript is spliced from 10 exons. Gene Ontology annotation, biological process: angiogenesis; regulation of cell migration; hippo signaling. Bases 970 to 3222 code for a protein of 750 amino acids.